UUCUUACUCUCCUCUCUCUCCUUCCUUCUUCCGCCUAUAGCCAUUACUCAACUUCUCCUCUUCCUUCAUCUCCUCCCAAUGUCGAUUCUGUCCAACUUCUGUUUCUCCUCUUCUUUCUCAAUUCCGAUUCUGAAUCCACUUCUCCUUAAUUUCGAUUCCCUCCAACUUCUCCUCAUCUUCUUCCGUAUCCUCUUAAUUCCGAUUCUUUUGAGAUCCAGCUACUCCAGUCUCCAGAGGAAUCGCGGUUCUGAAGAAAGAAAAGAGUUCGUCUACUUCGUUCGAUCAUUCUUCCCUGACGAUUUUCAAAAGGGAUUUAGUCGUGGUAUCUGCACUUGCGAAAAAUCAUCAUUCCAACCCCUGAAAUCCAUUGGCUCUUUAUCGCCUCCUCCGUCGUGCCUCAUGCCACGUCCUGGAGGCAGAGCUCCACGCUCCGUCACCUUGAUUACCGACGACGAAAUUGGCUCUAUCGUCACCGGCGGCGUUGAGCAAAUCAUGGAGGCGAAGCAUGCUCCUGUCUACUUCGAGCGCUACGAAGUCCACGCGAAAGCGCAGCUGCGAUUUUGAAAGCACGGACCUCGCGUAAUCUACAAACGUGAGGAACGGAUCUUCUUCCCAAUCUUCUCCAAUCCUAGCCAUGGUGUCCAAUACCUCACCACCGCCGCUCUCGAAUUCUGUCACCAUCGCAGCAACCUCGAUGCCUUGAUCUUUGCAGCUUCACCACAGCCACCAGAACCACCACCAACACUGUAGGGGCCCAGAAUAACGCCUCCCUGGAAGGAAUUUCUCCUUUCGUCUCCCUGAUUUCUCUCUUUUCUAAGCUAGGUUUUUGGAAUAUCUUGUUGCAGGGGGCAAAAUUGAGUUCGACUAAAUUGGAGAGACUUGAAUUUUCAACUCUGCUUUCUCCAAGAGAAACACGCCUAAGAUCCCACUUAAGUGUCAUGAAUUGGGGACUUCUAUGGCUACAGUUACUGGAUUGCCACGCUUCCUAAGCUUUAAUGAUUGUCUCGCAAGUGAUGGUGCUUGGGUAGGUAAAUGGUCCACUGCCUUGCUCUUCCUUCUCC
This is a messenger RNA of Linum tenue, 1061 nucleotides long. The record is from the annotation of a GenBank genome assembly. NCBI's taxonomy places the organism in Eukaryota, Viridiplantae, Streptophyta, Magnoliopsida, Malpighiales, Linaceae.